Messenger RNA from Micropterus dolomieu (smallmouth bass), 1190 nucleotides. It is a transcript of the gene dpm1, whose product is annotated as dolichyl-phosphate mannosyltransferase subunit 1, catalytic. Gene Ontology annotation, cellular component: endoplasmic reticulum membrane. Gene Ontology annotation, molecular function: dolichyl-phosphate beta-D-mannosyltransferase activity. The coding region runs from base 36 to 788 and encodes 250 amino acids. The transcript has 9 exons. The record is from RefSeq and is a predicted model, not a curated record. NCBI's taxonomy places the organism in Eukaryota, Metazoa, Chordata, Actinopteri, Centrarchiformes, Centrarchidae. Gene Ontology annotation, biological process: protein O-linked glycosylation via mannose; GPI anchor biosynthetic process.
UUUACGCAGUGGUGUGACAGUAGAUUCACGUCGCCAUGGCAAGUCGAAAAACUUCGCAGCCAAGCCGGGACAAUGGGGACAAAUACUCAAUACUAUUACCUACCUACAACGAAAGGGAAAACCUACCUUUGAUAGUGUGGCUUUUGGUGAAAUAUUUCGGUGAGAGUGGAUACAACUAUGAGAUCAUUGUCAUUGACGACGGAAGCCCAGAUGGGACAUUGGAGGUGGCAAAGCAGUUGCAGAAAAUUUAUGGAGAGGAUAAGAUACUUCUAAGACCAAGGGCGUCAAAAUUGGGACUAGGCACUGCCUACAUCCACGGCAUGAAGCAUGCAACUGGGAACUUCAUCAUCAUAAUGGAUGCUGAUCUUUCCCAUCACCCCAAAUUUAUCCCUGAAUUUAUUGAAAAGCAGAAGGAAGGCAAUUACGACCUGGUGUCUGGUACUCGAUACCAAGGGAACGGAGGCGUAUACGGCUGGGACCUGCGCAGGAAACUCAUCAGCCGGGGGGCCAACUUUUUGACUCAAGUGUUGUUGAGACCCGGUGCUUCAGACCUCACAGGGAGCUUUAGACUGUACAAGAAGAAGGUGUUGGAGAGUCUGGUUGAGCGGUGCGUGUCCAAAGGGUACGUCUUUCAGAUGGAGAUGAUCGUCCGCGCCAGACAGCUCAACUACACAGUCGGAGAAGUACCCAUUUCCUUUGUGGAUCGAGUUUAUGGAGAGUCCAAACUUGGGGGGAAUGAGAUUGUGUCAUUCGUGAAAGGACUGGUCACACUCUUUGCCACAACAUGAUCAGUGAUGUACUCAGUGUGGACCUCCGACAGUCAUAUAGCAUUGCUCUCACUCUUUAAGUCACUGUCUUUCAUACAGUAGUUGUUUCUGAAUUUUAAUGGAGUGGAAAUGUAGUCAGACAGUGACAUGAUGGCCAAUGACGAGGGAGACAUCUAUCCCCUGUUAGCUGUAAAUAUAAAAUAGUUCCCUGUCAGUAGCUGUCCACGGUACUGAACGAAGAUGUGCUUUACAUUUUCAUCACCCUCUUUAAUGAAUUUUGAACAAAACAGUGUUUCAUCAUUCCAAAUCCAGACAGCUGAAUGAACUCUACACUAACAUGAUACGUCAGAUAUGUUUAAAUACACUUUCAACUGCUACAACUGUGAUUGUUUUCUAUACAAUUAAACUGUUGGUAUUGUUGGA